Molecule: messenger RNA, 2028 nt
Organism: Osmia bicornis bicornis
Lineage: Eukaryota; Metazoa; Arthropoda; Insecta; Hymenoptera; Megachilidae
Gene: fax
Product: failed axon connections
Exons: 4
Coding region: 208-1386 (392 amino acids)
Cellular component (GO): cytoplasm
Source: RefSeq, a predicted model, not a curated record
CUAGAAGGAACCGGCCGGCGAGCAGAGGGAUUGAGGAGUACCCCGGCGUACGUUUGUGUUGUGCGCGCUCUCUUCGAGGAUAAUCUCUCAGUGUCGCACGAGAAGUUGUCCAUCGACGUUUGUUAUACGCUCGAUCGUACGAAGCGUUUAUUAGUUUUGACUGAGAACCGUAGACGCUGAAUAACUUGUGAAAGAAAAUAAAUCAAGAUGACGAUGGCUACGGAGACAGAGAAUACCGGACCAGAGAGCAAGGAGAUUAAGGAUGUAAAGGAGAUGAAGGAGGCGCUGAAGGACGAAACGCCGCCGGACAAUAAGCAAGAAGAGAAAGAUGCGGCUAAGAAAGAAGAAAGUGGGAAAAAGGAGGAGGCUACCGACGCCGCGGCUGCUACGGCAUCAUCGGCACCGACCAAGGCUAUCAGCGUGCAUAAGACCAACUACGAGAAGGACGUUGUUUAUCUCUAUCAGUUCUCUCGAACGCCGCUCCUGCCCUCCAUCUCGCCGUAUUGUCUCAAGGUGGAAACAUGGUUGCGACUGACCGGCAUCAGAUACGAGAACGUGGACCACAAGCUGAAAUUCCGUUCGAAGAAAGGCGCGCUGCCGUUCGUCGAGCUAAAUGGCGAGGAGAUCGCGGACAGCAUUAUCAUUCUCCGCGAAUUAAGCCAAAAAUUCAAUAAAGACCUAGACGCUGGCCUUACGUCUGAACAACGAAGCGUUUCCCAUGCGAUGAUAUCCAUGAUCGAGAAUCAUCUGGUUUGGGUAGUGACGUGUUGGCGCACCAAGAAUUUCGAUCAGGUCCUUAAGGGAUACAAGGUGAACCUUCAGCACGUUCUCGGCAGCCGUAUCCCCAAUGGUAUUCUAAACUUUCUCUUCAAGCUUACAUACGGACGUAAGGGCGCAAAGAAGGUGAAGGCUCAGGGCAUGGGAAUGCACACCCCUGAAGAGGUAUCCCAAUUUGGAUGCGCUGAUCUCAAGGUUCUCUCCGAUAUGCUUGCUGAUAAACCCUUCUUCUUUGGAGAUGAACCAACCACGUUGGACGUCGUGGCGUUCGCGCAUCUCGCCCAGAUCCUCUACAUCGACAAAGACACGCCGUACAGCCUACGGGACUACAUGGCGGAGAACUGUCCGAAUCUGGUUGGACACUGUUCGCGCAUGAAGGAGCGAUGCUUCCCCGAUUGGGAUCAGAUCUGUACGACUCUUGACAUGAACACGCAUUUACCAAAACCUGAGAAACAGGAAGAGAAGGAAGGUAAAGAGGAGGCGAAGGAGACGAAAGAGUCGAAGGAGGAGAAAGAGGGCGACAAAGAGAAAGCUGACAAGGAGGAGAAAGAGUUAGAGAAGGAUAAGGAGGUUGACGAGAACAAAGAAAAGGAAAAAGAAGGGAAAUAAGCUGUCUCGAGAGGAAAGGAAAAGUAAAUAAGUCGUUCAAAGGGAAAGAAGAUUUCAAACUUGUGGAAUAUUGUGGGUGUGUGAUCUGGUAAGAAACGGAGGGGGGGAUAAGGGUUAGACGGAGAGGGUGAGUAAAGCAUGAGAGGCGUGUAUGAAUGAACGUAUUGAAAGGAAAAGAGUAAAUGCAUAGAACGGAUGAGAGUGUAUGCAUGCGAAUAGAGUACAUGAGAGGCAAGAAGAGGCGAUCGAAUGUAUGUGUACGUGAAAAAAAAAGAAAGCAAGUGGCGUAGAUGCGACAAGCGUUUUUAAGAUUAGAGCUCUCUACUUAUACGUAUAGAUAUAUUAAUAGGCUCAUAAUGUUAAAUACUUCGUUUAUAUACGGUUCGUAACAUGUUACGUCGUUUCUCAUUGACACACCCGAAGCACACCCGGAAUCGAACAAUCUUUAUCCGACCCAUGGGCCCUUCGCCCUCCCUCCCUGGAUAAACGAAGAGAAAAAAAAAAGUAAAAAAAUAAACAGAACGGGGCUAUCUCAUAAGUCAUUAGAAUAUCGUAGGUUUGCAAUAUAUCAAAUGCAAUAGCCUGAUGCGCGCAGGUGGUACGAGAUCUUCGACGAGAACAGUGGCCAAAAGGAUGAAAGAA